AUGAGAUAUGGAAUUCUUUUUGCGGGGCUUCUGCUUCUGCUCCCAACUUUGAUUAUUCUGCAUCUCCUCGUUGCGCCCUAUACUAAAGUUGAGGAGUCCUUCCAUAUCCAAGCUGUUCAUGAUAUCUUGGUCCAUGGAUUUCCUUCUACACUGGACUCUGAGCGCAUAAACUAUGACCACUUUGCGUUUCCUGGCGCUGUGCCUCGGACAGCUGUUGGUGCUGCCGCACUCGCUAAGCUGUCGCAAUGCGUGAUCACGUUGGAUGAACGAAUUGAUCGACAAGUUCUAGCCCGAGGAAUACUGGGUCUCUAUAAUGCAUUCGCGCUAGGCGUGUUCGCAUACGGUCUCCGCCGCAGCUUCGGUCAGACAGCUGGUAUAUGGUACCUUCUCUUCCAGAGCAGUCAAUUCCAUGUGAUCUACUAUGCUUCAAGGCCCUUGUCUAACAUGUUCGCCUUUGGCCUAACAACUCUGGCAAUGCGAUUUCUCCUUCUGGAUAAAGUCGAUAGGUCCUAUGCCCAAGCACAGGGUCCAUACAGACUAUCAUUGUGCCUUCUUACCAUCGCCGGCGUCGUCUUUCGCUCCGAGCUUGCAGUCCUAGUUGGCACACAAACACUGUUCCUAAUUCUAACUGGCCGCAUUCAUAUAUUCAAAACCGCCGUCCCAGCCGGCCUGAUUGGUCUCACACUUGGCCUUUUGACCACCGUCACUAUUGACUCGCUCUUCUGGCAGCGCGCCCCUCUUUGGCCCGAGUUUGAAGCAUUUGUCUUCAACGUAAUCCAUGGCCAGUCCUCGGCAUGGGGAACAGAGCCUUGGUCCUUCUACUUCUUCAACGCUCUCCCGAGACUCCUCCUCAACCCCCUAACAUAUCUACUCGCUAUCCCAGUCGCACUCCGUCAACCAGCAACUCGGACCCCGGCGCUCUCCCUCCUCAUUCCAUCUUUCUCUUUCAUUGCUCUGUAUAGUAUCCAGCCACAUAAAGAAUGGCGCUUCAUAUUAUACAUCAUCCCAUCUUUGACGGCUGUUGCUGCUCUUGGUGCCAACUACCUCUGGACACGUCGCUCUCGCUCUUUCUUCGCGCGUGGCGCCUCUUACUUCUUAAUUCUCUCUAUAAUUGCUUCAUUUUGCUUAUCGAAUAUUGUGCUUUUACCCGCCUCCGCGGCUAAUUAUCCAGGAGCCCAUGCUCUCAACGCAUUGCAUCAAUAUCAAGCUCAAACGUCAUCUGUCGACUCGCAAAUUGAUAGACAAGAGAAUAUAUCGGUUUAUCUUGGAAACCUAGCAUGCCAAACAGGGGUCACACGUUUCCUACAACAGACAGAUACUCAGACCACGAAUUGGAUAUACGACAAGACAGAAGAUGAGAGUACCAAGUCUACGGCUGUGUUUUGGGAGAAGUUUGACUAUGUCGUUGUUGAAGCUUCUUCGGACUUGGAAUUCCGUGACGAAGAUGAGACCCGUCUGCAUACUGCGCUUCCUUCUUCACAAUGGGAAACUGUUAAGGUUGUUGAGGGAUUUGCUGGAAUUUCAAUUGUUAGACCUGGGGCUUUGGCGGAUGGUAUUGCUGAGAAGCGGCUUUUGUCUUUUAUUGGAGGUCAGCACGCGGUUGACUUUUAUGAAAAAUUGCGUGAGACUGCUAGGAAACUGCUAUUGAAGGGUUGGUGGGUCGAAUUGAAAAUGGUGCCUAGGGUGAAAGUGUUGAGACGGGUGAAGUCUGCCGUUUGA
Messenger RNA from Penicillium angulare, 1719 nucleotides. RefSeq names its product dolichyl-P-Man:Man(7)GlcNAc(2)-PP-dolichol alpha-1,6-mannosyltransferase. The transcript is spliced from 3 exons. Gene Ontology annotation, cellular component: endoplasmic reticulum membrane. Gene Ontology annotation, biological process: protein N-linked glycosylation. Lineage: Eukaryota; Fungi; Ascomycota; Eurotiomycetes; Eurotiales; Aspergillaceae. The record is from RefSeq and is a predicted model, not a curated record. Gene Ontology annotation, molecular function: alpha-1,6-mannosyltransferase activity. The coding region runs from base 1 to 1719 and encodes 572 amino acids.